Messenger RNA from Sinocyclocheilus grahami, 4134 nucleotides. RefSeq lists its product as uncharacterized. Lineage: Eukaryota; Metazoa; Chordata; Actinopteri; Cypriniformes; Cyprinidae. The record is from RefSeq and is a predicted model, not a curated record. The transcript is spliced from 3 exons. The annotation marks the transcript as partial.
UAUUAUAAUUUCUCCCUUAGGUACUAUGAAGCUUUUCCACCUCUCUCAGAAAAAUCUGUUUGUCUCCAAGAAAUUAUGACUGUGUGGAACAAAGCUAAAGCCUGCACAUAUUCCAGCUCAUCAUCAUCUGCUGUCCCUCAAACAAGCACAGACACAUCCUCUCCAAAAGACUGCACCAGCGAAGGUGAAGCUUUUAAAGACCGAACAGUUGAUGCACCCAGUUCCAACACCACAAUCAGCGAGAGGGCCCAGCAGCGACGCACAAAGAGGGAGAAGGAAAACCGAUUCCAUGGAAGCGCAACAGGAGUGUGUCACGAUCAGGUUGCUCCUCAUAGUAAGAGACAGGCGAGACACCGGUCUGAGGGGAGGGUUCGUCCCAGAUCGUGGUCCUCUGGCUCUAGUGAGGCUGGCUCAAGCUCCAGUGGUAACCAGGGUGACCAGACCCCUAGUUGCAAAGCAGUGCGCAUAAGACACAAGUCUAGAGAGGUCAGCAGCAGAAAGAAAAGAGGCCACAGUGGUGGCGGACAGGUCAAACUGGCCCUAAAAGUCAUCGACAAAGAAGAGCGGAAAAAUGCACGUGGCAACAUCAGUACCACUGGAGGCCCACCUAAGCAACAGCAGCACUACAUGAAAAAAGGCAAAAGACCUCUGAGGGAGAUCCGCAAAGAUGCUAAUCUGGCUGAGGCACAGGAGUCAGGAGGAGAGGCCAAUAAAAAGGAAUAUAUGGAAGAGCCACUUUGGUAUACAGAGCCCAUCUCGGAGUACUUUGUCCCUCUCAGUAGAAGUAAAUUGGAGACAAAGUAUCGGAGUAAAGAAGACUCUUCCAAUGAUUUAGCUAUGUCCAUUGAUGUUGACUGUCUGUCAGAGAGAAUUCAAGGGGUUUGCAUUGCUAAUUCUUGUUUUCAAAGGGCAUACCUUGCAGCAGGCACUUUUGUGGAUGGUCACUUCAUUGAAGUGCCUGGUGAAGGUGACGAAGAGGAUCCUGAACUGAAUGGGAUUCCAAGCUGCCCUCCUCCUGAAGAUGGUCAAAAUUUAGAUGACGAGCAUCUGUCUGAAUUCACUCACUUCUAUGAAGUUGAUUUUUACCAAUCCAUAUUGGAUCCUAGUGCCUCAGAUGCGGUACCAGAAAGCCGAAUCCUGAACAUGAUUCGGCAGAAGAGCAUUGAGCGAAAACACUUUGAAGCAGGAUGUGUAGUUUUAGAUGGCCUUGAGCUGCAAGGGGAAAGUGCAAUAAGGGUUGAUUCUCUGGGAGCCUCAGAAGCAGAUGUUUCUAUCACACAAGAUAUGGAAAAUAUUGCCCAAGUCUGGGAGUGCUGUUCAUCAUCUAGCUUGGAAGAUUUGGAAGGAGAAAGCUGUCAGGGUGACUCUCCAGUCAGGCUCUCCCCAGUGUUGGACCGUGUUCCUUUUAACUUUAGCAAACUGUCUGGAGCUAUUGUAGGGCAUCAUCUCCAAGAGGCCAGCAGUAGCAUCUCUGCCCUAAACUCCUGUUUUCCGCUUUUUGAGUUGCAGUACGAUAGCCCUACCUUUUCUUUUCCCUGCGACUCUCUUGCGGAGGGUCAGGACAAUGUAGAUUCAAGUAGCUGUUUAGAUCCACAAGGAAACAAACAAUCCCGUUUGCUAAUUUGGACCAAAAACAGUGCCUUUGAAGAAACGGAACACUGCUCUAACUUAUCAACGAGGACCUGCAGUCCCUGGUCCCACUCAGAGGAGACACGGUCAGAUAGUGAACAGAUCAAUGCUCUAGCAGAUGAGUCUGCUCAGUUUGGCAAUGAAGAGGUCAGCUGUAUCUCCCUUAUCCCACCUUUAUGCCUAGAAGAAGAGCUUUUAGAUUUCUUUCAAGAGAACUCCAGUCACCAGCAGGAAGAAACGAGUGUAGGCACAGAGUCCAACCAGCCCUUCAAUAAGAAAUCGAAAUUGGAGUCUGUUUGUGGCAUAGCAUUAGAGCAGGAUGAGAGUAAACUCUAUAAUGCUUUUGUGUUUUCAGAUGUCCCAAAUCAACAAAGUGAUGAAUACACCUCAGGGAUAAUUAAAGACAUUUGGAUGGCUAUUGGAGACAGAGACUGUGUCUUAACACUCGGGGUAAAGAAUACAGGGGAGCACUUGUUUUCAGAUUCUACCAGCUACCAUUGCAGCUGUCUUGACAAGGAUGUAAAAGGUGAAAUUAUUCAAAAGAAAGCUGUGCAGUGUUCAGAGUAUCAUCUUUGGGAUGGGCAGAAAGAGGACAAGGGACUUCCUAAAACCAAGCUCUCUAAAAUGAAUGAUGGGGAUUACACGACACCGGCCAAGCCUUGGAAUUGUAAUUCACAGGACAGCACCUCCUUUAUCCUCGGUGGGGUUUAUGGAGAACUGAAGACUCUAAGUGGCAACAGAGAAUGGGCUAUGAUUCCACCUGGUGAUGCUUGUGGCAGUUUGUUGCAGUGUGCAGCAGCCACAUCUUCUGACAUGGUAACCAUUGCAGGAGCGGAUGUGUUCAUGAACACAAGCAGUUGCUUUGCUCCUGGCCACAAGCCAUUGUGGAGACCCCUUGUGUCCCUUGGCCAAAAUGAGCAGGCUACUAAGGGACCGGGGGAUGGUUUGAAUAAGGGAUUUUCUGUUGUCUUCCAUGAAGAUUUACUUGGAUCGUGUGGAGGCUUCCGUAGAGAAGAGUCAGGACUGGAUUACCCGUUUUCAUCCUUUGAUUUGAACAACCCUUUUUCCCAGGUCCUGCAUGUGGAGUGCUCCUUUGAGCCAGAGGAUAUGGCCUCGUUCAGCCCGGGAUUCAAGCCAAAAUCCAUAUUAUGCUCCGACAAUGAGCCCUUUUGCCCGUGGUUAUAUGGCAUCAACCGGACUCAGUAUCGGGCCAUUCGAAUUUCCCCAAGGACUCAUUUCCGGCCAAUAUCCGCCUCUGAACUUUCUCCAGGUGGGUGCAGUGAGUCAGAUGUAGAGUCUGAGAAAGAGGAAGCGAGUCUUCCAGUUGGUCAAGCAGACCUCUUUGAUGACCCACAGGCUGACCUCAAGCCUCUUGAGGAGGACGCAGAGUGCGAGGGCCCUUACUAUGGAAAAUCUGAGUUGGAGUCUGGGAAGUUCCUACCCAGAGUAAAGAAGUCUGGCAUGGAGAAGAGUGCCCAGACAUCACUCGAUUCGCAGGAGGGUGGGAGCACCCUUCUGCCGAUUACUGAACAAGAGAUUUGCGUACAUUGUGAGACGGCAGCGGUUUCGGUGCCAUGUUCUCAUGUUCAGUCCUCUGUUCUUCAACAAGAGGAAUCUAGCAGAGAGGCAGAGUCCUGCAAAUGCGCUGCAACUGAUCAGAUUCCAAAAAGUGGGAAGUCGCUUGAUGUUGCUCAAGAUAUGCCUGAGGUUCUCAGUGCGGAGGAAGCAGUAAUGUAUGAUUCUUCUGCUGAGCGUGGAGGUAUACCAAUGCUGAUUUCCUCCUAUCACUUUCAACCAAAACACAGAGGAGGGAUAGGAGGACCCUUUCAAGAACAGUGAGCCCAGGGCCCGCAGUGGGCUCUUUCUUAACCACGCUGUUCUAAGCCCUGUUAUUCCUAAAACGGCGCAUCAUCAAGAUGAAAAAAUAACGAGAGGAAAACAUGGCAACAGGUUGAACGUACAGUUAGAUGAUUCUGGUCAACAGCAUUUAUUAUAGACUUGUUUUCAAUCUGUUAAUUCCAAGGUUGAUCAAUUUUGAAAAGAAUAAAAAAGGCAUAGUUAAGUAUUAAGAUUGUUCUUUAAUUUACCCCUUAUAGAUUUUAGCUUCACUUUUAUGUUUGAUCUAGGAUACACUAUAACUGUGGUCCUACUGAUUGUGCAUGUGCUUGUGAACCUAGUCUCAGUCCUUCUAAUAGUCCUAUGAAUACUCAGAAGUCAGGUUGAAAGCACUACGAAUGCGACACCCCCUUCCCUAAUCUGAUCAUUUAGCAUUUUGUCUUAUUUUUUCAUUUUAUAUGAAUUGUAGAGGAUAGAGUUGUGUGAGGUUUGGUGUGUUGAAAGAAAAAGUGCUUUUGCCACUCCCAACCCCCACUUUUGUUCUGUUACAUCAAUUAUUUGUUGAUGUUCCACUUUAGUUCAGUGCUGCUUCGAAAACAUCUUAAAGAAAUAAAGCAGGGUAAUAUGUUGAAGGUGUAGUAAUACAAUAAGCAAACAAAAAAAAAAAAA